Mesorhabditis spiculigera is the source of this 369-nucleotide messenger RNA. The record is from the annotation of a GenBank genome assembly. NCBI's taxonomy places the organism in Eukaryota, Metazoa, Nematoda, Chromadorea, Rhabditida, Rhabditidae.
AUGGUUCCACAUACCGGGCACUUGACCCUGUUUUUGGUGCGGCAGCAGAGAAGUUUCGCCUCCGGAUUGCUAGCGGCGGGCCUGGGCGCCUUUCUAGUCACCCCACUCGAUGUUGUGAAAACGCGAAUUCAGACCGGCGGCUCCGGAUACCGAGGAAUCGGGGAAGCGCUGUGUAAAAUCUACGACGGCGAGGGCGUGCGCGCGCUGUUUCGGGGCGCCAGCUGCCGAGUUAUGGUGAUGGCCCCGCUGUUCGGCAUCGCGCAAAUGGUCUACUUUAUCGGCGUGGCCGAGAAGCUCGGCAUCGGCCAGGGCGGCGGCCCGAACGCGCUCUACAAUUUUCGAUCCCCGUUUGCGCUGUUGAAAACCGCG